GAGUUCGACGAAACUGCAGCAUCUCUUGGUGCCUUGCUGCAAAGUGGGGAGUCGCUACAGGGCGGUGCUGAGACAGGACUGUGGAACGAAGGGCACACGAGCAACUUCAACCGCAAGAAUGAGUAUGGCGACUGUCUAAAUGAGUUGAUAUCUGUUAGGUCUAAAUGCAAUGCGCUCUUGUUCCAACAGGAAGGGGGCAGGAGAAAGCGUCGAAGUGUGCGCACUAAAGGC
Molecule: messenger RNA, 231 nt
Organism: Amoebophrya sp. A25
Lineage: Eukaryota; Dinophyceae; Syndiniales; Amoebophryaceae
Source: the annotation of a GenBank genome assembly